Molecule: messenger RNA, 5947 nt
Organism: Centropristis striata (black sea bass)
Lineage: Eukaryota; Metazoa; Chordata; Actinopteri; Perciformes; Serranidae
Gene: fcho2
Product: FCH and mu domain containing endocytic adaptor 2
Exons: 28
Coding region: 117-2726 (869 amino acids)
Biological process (GO): clathrin coat assembly; clathrin-dependent endocytosis; synaptic vesicle endocytosis
Cellular component (GO): clathrin-coated pit; plasma membrane; clathrin-coated vesicle
Source: RefSeq, a predicted model, not a curated record
GGAAAACGGGGAAAGGCAGAUACAACAGAAACGGGGGGAGGACGGCGGAUGAUUUACGCUUUAAAAGUUGCCUUACAACAAACUAAAGAGUUGCGGGCGAAGAGGAAUAAAACAAGAUGAUAACGCCCUACUUUCUAGAGAAUUUCUGGGGUGACAAAAAUAAUGGCUUUGACGUGCUCUACCAUAACAUGAAGCAUGGCCAAAUAUCCUCCAAGGAGCUGACAGACUUCAUUAGAGAAAGGAGUACCAUUGAGGAGGCCUAUGCCAGGUCUAUGACAAAACUUGCCAAAUCAGCCGGCAAUUUUUCUCAGCUCGGGACUUUUGCUCCGGUGUGGGAUGUGUUCAAGACCUCCACAGAGAAGCUGGCCAGCUGUCACCUGGAGCUAGUGAGGAAACUACAGGAACUUAUAAAAGAGGUUCAGAAGUAUGUGGAAGAGCAGGCCAAAGCACACAAAAAGACAAAAGAAGAGGUGGCGUCCACCCUGGAGGCCGUUCAGAACAUCCAGACCACAUCGCAGGCUCUGCAGAAGUCCAAGGAGAUCUACAAUGCCAAAACUGUGGAGCAAGAGCGCCUCCGCAAAGAGGGGGCCACCCAGAGAGAUGUGGACAAGGCUGGAGUGAAAGCCAAAAAAGCCACAGAGACUUACAAGUCGUAUGUGGAGAAAUACGCCGCAGCCAAGUCGGAGUUUGAACAGAAGAUGGCAGAAACAGCACAGAAAUUCCAAGACAUUGAAGAAAACCACAUCCUUCACAUGAAGGAGAUCAUUCAGUCAUACUCGCAGUCCGUCGACGAAACACACAUUCAAAUAGGAGAGGUCCACAAUGAAUUUGUGAGGAACAUCGAGAACACUUCGGUGGAGAGUUUAAUACACAAACUGGCUGAGUGCAAAGGAACGGGCAAGGAGAGACCAGGACCCAUUGAGUUUGAGGAGUGCAACACAGCUAUUGCAACUGAAGGUGCCAAACCAAGAAAGAGAAAACCAUUUGGCAUCCCUGGUCGUAGGAAAGACAAGGACACAGACUCCACGGAGUCGACAGAAGUCGAAGCUGCUAACACUGCCAAUGGUGCUCCCCCUGGAUAUUAUGGGGCCAUAGACAUCCAGAAUGCUGUAAGCAAGCCGAAUGUUCCCCAGGUUGAUGCAGAGGGCUUCUGUAUCAGACCGGAAGCAAAUGAAAACGAUGCCAAAGAGAAUUCCUUCUAUUCGUCCAGCGACUCAGAGGACGAAGACGAGCCCAAGAAGUUCCACGUAGAAAUCAAGCCCGUUCAGCCAAACAACGGCACGCACCAGAACCGAGCCACCAUCGACGAGCUUAAAAUCUCCAUCGGAAACAUCAUCCUGUCGCCCUCCACCUCGGGACAGAUGCGGAGGAACCAGUCCAGAGUAUCUGCAUUAAGCCCUAAGGCUCAGGGUCCUGGUGAUGAGCUGGGAAAACCCAGAGUGCCAACAUCAUACGAACUGACAAACAAUGACCUUCUGUCUCUGGACCCGUUCGGCCCGACUCUCGCAGCAGGCUCCUCUUCCUCUGUGUCUUCAUCAACAGUGCCAGUACCAAACCGACCGACGACUCCCCUGACAGCUGGAGCCCUGGUGCCCCCGCCACGACCCUCCUCCAGGCCCAAACUCCCCACAGGAAAACUCACAGGGAUCAAUGAGAUUGUACGGCCGUUCAGCCCACCCAAGACCUCGAAUGCCAGCCCUCCUCCUGCUGCACCCCUCGCCCGGGCCGAGAGCUCCUCCUCCCUAUCCUCGAACGCCUCACUCAGUGCCGGCAACACCCCCACUGUCGGAGCUGAGCACACCUUUGCCCUCCCCCUCUCCUCCCCAGAGCCAGAGCUGCUCUCCCUCUCUCCUUUCUUUCUACUAAGCCAAAGGACGUCUCGCGGCCCCAGCCCUGUGACCCUGGCAUCCCAAGAUGCUUUGCCCAUUGCCGUGGCCUUUACAGAAUCGGUUAAUGCUUACUUCAAAGGAGCUGAUCCCACUAAGUGCAUUGUGAAGAUCACAGGAGACAUGACCCUGUCGUUCCCCAUGGGCAUCAUCAAAGUGUUCACCACUAACCCCUCCCCGGCCGUGCUCACCUUCAAACUGAAGAACACCAGCAGGUUGGAGCAGAUCCUGCCCAACCAACAGCUUCUGUACAGUGAUCCUUCCCAAAGUGACUCAAAUUCCAAGGACUUCUGGUUCAACAUGCAAGCGCUGACGUCCUACCUCAGAAAAGCCUCAGAUCAGAAUCCUACAGCUUCCUAUUAUAAUGUGGACAUCCUAAAAUACCAGGUUCAGUCUGACGGGAUCCAUUCCACCCCUCUCAACCUGGCCGUGUACUGGAAGUGCACACCGAGCACAUCAGACCUGCGGGUAGACUACCGCUACAACCCGGAGUCCAUGGCCGCCCCUGGUCCGCUCACCAACGUGCAGAUCUUAGUGCCCGUGGACGGAGGAGUCACCAACAUGCAGUCUCUGCCCAACUCCAUCUGGAAUUCAGAGCAGAAUAAGUGUCUGUGGAAGCUGACUGACAUCUCAGAAAAGUCCGAAAAUGAAGGCGCCGGGUCCCUGAGGGCCAAGUUUGAGCUGUCAGAUGGCCCGUCGAACCCGUCCACUUUAGCAGUGCAGUUUAUGAACGAGGGCAGCACCCUGUCAGGAGUGGACAUGGAGCUGCAGGGUUCUGGAUACAGACUUUCUCUCAACAAGAAGAGAUUUGCCACAGGACGUUACAUGGCAGAUUGCUGAGGCGACCCACCACUCUGGUUCUCAAGAAAAAAAAAAUCUUGUUUGACACAAAAGUUGGCAACUUUUCAAAGCUUCCUGAACCUCUGGAUCCAUCUGAGCUUUUGCCCGGGAGGCGAGAAUCUCACUACAAUAAAACAGCACUGAGUAUUGAACACUGUUUAAAAAAAAAGAGAAAAAGAUUAAAAGAAAGAUGAGCUUUCAGGAAAUGUGUAGAUAUGAAGUCUAAUAAUGCUUUCUGAUCAAUUCACUUUUGUAUAGUCAGAAACAAUUUAUGGAUUAGAUAUAAAUCUAUAUUGUAUUUGAAAUCAUAAAAGAAAAAGUGCACUAACAAUCUUUCAGAUGCUCUUCUUCCUCUUAUAUUCAUUUUCCAAGAGCCUUUAAGGAUUAUAAAACAAAACCGUGUGGAAGAGCAGAGAAUCUUUUCUCCGUCUGAACUGUAAAUAUUAACACUGAUUACGUUGCUCAACCAGCUCUGACUCAAUGCUCAAAUCAGUUUUGUUUACUGAUCUUUCUUUUUUCUUCCUCAUGAUUUGUCUUUUUUUCAUCACGUGCAAUGAAACAAUGAAGGUAAAAUCUGUCUUACUCACACACGUAUGGCACAAGCUUCUCUUGAAGUGCUUUCACACAAAUGCAAAAAAAAAAUCUGACCUCAGUGCCUCCUCUUUUACUGUGGAUCAAUAGGCAACAAUGUUUUACCCAAAUUUGGGGUUUUCCAGAUUUAAGCUACACUUCUCUGUGGUUAAAAUGCAGAGUUUUUUAAUCAAUCUGUGAUCAUUGUGGUCUUUUUAGAUUUUUCUCAUUUGUAAAUCCCCCUUUCAGUCACGGCUUGCAUUUUUUUUGCAUUCUUUUUACAUUUUUAGGCCUUAAUUUUUAUACUGAAAAAAAAAAAUCUUGACUGUAAAACAAAAAAUGUUAGAAGCACGGAGCUUUUAAAAUGCCCUAUUAAUAGAGAAAUGUGCCUGAAUCUAACUUUUCUCUAAUAAUAUUUUUUGUAUACGACAGCACAGUCGAUAGCACCAACAAUGUGCCAGUUGUGUUUUUUACUCCUUUUAUUUGGAUGUUGAAGGGAAAAUGUCUCCUCUUUUUACAACCUGACUGUCUUCCAGAAAUCAUGUUUGCCUUCUGUGAUUGAGUUUGAUCACCAAACUCUUUUUAUAUCUCGUCUUUUUUCUAUCAGACGCUCAUCAUUUUCACCUCUCACUGUGCAGUAGACGAUGUAAGUCAGAAAUAGCACAAUAAGGCCAAAUUAACGACGGAAAUGCCUUAUCACAAAAACUCAACACUGAGUAAUCCGGUGUUGUUCGAUAUUGUCACACAGUACUGCCAUUGCCCUGUGAUAGAUCACUGACCUGUCCUGCCUCUCACCCAGUGCAUGCUGGGAUAAGCCUCUUACAACUAUAAACAGCACAAGCAGGUAUAGAAAAUGGAUGUCUGGAUGGAAAAUUGCCACGUUUUGACUCUUGGUGCUUUGUUCUUGUCUUUUACUAAAGAAGGCUGCUGCUGCUGCUGCUGUAGUCGAGGCUGUUGUACUUCUCCAUGGAGUUUUUUUAUGUUCUUCAUUGACCUCAACCUGUAAUGAUCCUUAAAGCAACUACAAGGAACUUUAAUUUUGUGUUGAUUCUGGCACCCCCUGUGGACAGAAGUGGUCUUGUUUCCUUACAACCACUGUUUGUGUUGUAAAGAUCUUGAUCUGGCUAGCAAGUGCAUUUAUUUUGGAUGCAUGUGAAAGAAAGAUGCAAUUAUUUUAAUACCAUUUUUCUUUUUUAAAACAACUGUUUGCAGAAUGCAUAGCGAUGAGGGAAUGUAUCUGUUUGGGCCUUUGCAAGAUUAAUAACUGUAAUAUGAGGAUGGUGAAACAAAGUCAAAUUUGUUUUACAUUAAUUCUGAUGUAAAACUGCAUCUUGCUAUGUAUUUAAAAAAUAAAAUAGGCAUAUUACAUACCUGUUGAGGAGGAAGAGCUAAUUCAAGAUCAGUUUUGAAUUAUUUUACAUCUCACAAUUUUGCCCGUGGUCUAUGACUUGCCAUGUUUCCAUCAAUGAAUUUCUUUGCACAUUUUGACGAUUUGCAUGAGAAAAGCAAAGAUUGAAACAUGAAAACUAAAAUAAAACCCCCCAAAUCUGCAUAGAAGUUUCUAUGCUCGCUUGAGGUGGUUUUUGCCCUAUCGAAAAAUACUUACUGUGCUAAACAGAGAUGGAAACACUUUUUCCAAAUAAAUUUUGAUGUAGCGAACAUUAUAAUUUGCCCAAUUGAAUCCAAUUUCUUAAGACUUCUUUCCAUUUUCUCUUGUGGGUUGCCAAAGUUUUCCAAACAGCAACAUUUUUUACAGCAACACAUUACACUGCCAUCUUCUGACAAAAUAUGUUAAUGCAGCUUUGUUUAUUCGCUCUAAACCAGUUGAUGGAAACGUCUCAAUUUAGCAUUUUCUCUAAUGCAACAUUUCAAAAUUUUGUUUUAAAAUUUGCUUUGACUUUAACGGAAACGCGGCUAUUGUUGCUUUUUUCCUUCUUUCAUCAGUUCUUUUCAUUAUCUCUUUGCAUAUCCUGCCCUAGUAUCGAUCUUUUUACCACAAAAUAUAACAUCAAAAAUACAAUUCUCUAAAGAAAAAUCUCCUCCUGCUGGUUUUUAACUGUCUGAAGUAAGACUCGCUGCCAAGGCUUGCCUGGAAAAAUGCAAACAUAGGCUCUGCGUGCCGUAAAUAUUUUUGUCCGGUUCUGCAGUGAGUUUUUAAAUUGAAUUAGCUAAUUUUCUCGCUGAUGGUCUUAUUGGUUAAUGUCGGUCCUAUAGAGGCAUCAGUGUUAAAUUUAAACCAGUUUAAAUAUCCUUGAAGUUGCUUUAAUUUGAUCAACUGGCUGUAUGUGCUGUGUCUGGAGAUGUGCUUAGUUGCCUGGAAGCUGUGAUUGAAAACUGAUGAAACUCUUUAUAGCAGGAGUUUCAUACACUGUGCAUCAUGUGGCCAACUGACCUCUCAGAUAAGAAAAUAACUUUUCACAUCUGGCUUAUUUUUUAUUGUCCGCUGUGCUGUAGAAAACGGCUCAUUGUAGUUUUUAACUGCAGGUGAUUUAAAACUCAUAUCCAAACUUGACUCACAUCAUCCAUCAUAUCUGGCCAAGGUGAUUGUCACCAGUUUUUAAUGUUUUUAAUGUUUUGUAAGAAUCUGGUUCAAGUCGCAAGCCUUUGAUAAUAUCCAGAGGCAGACAUUAAUCUUAAAUGGAUGAUUUGAA